Canis lupus familiaris (dog) is the source of this 2834-nucleotide messenger RNA. It is a transcript of the gene TMEM221, whose product is annotated as transmembrane protein 221. The record is from RefSeq and is a predicted model, not a curated record. The coding region runs from base 1 to 876 and encodes 291 amino acids. Lineage: Eukaryota; Metazoa; Chordata; Mammalia; Carnivora; Canidae. The transcript has 3 exons.
AUGGCCCGGUCGUACGGCGGCCGGGUCCUGGCCGCGAUGACCCUGCUGGGCAUCCCGGCGGCCGUGCUGGCGGCGCUGGGAGCGCAGCUGCUGUUCCAGCUGCAGGCGGGCCGCGCGGAGCUUCGGGGGCUGCGCGCCGACGGGCUGGGCCCCGAGCUGGGCGGCGGCCCCGGGCUGCCCGAGGACGCGGCCGGGGCGCUGCUGCCGCUGGCCGCCGCGCUCGCCGCGCUCGCCCUGGUGCUGGGCCUCACCUGCCUUCUGCUCGCCGCGCUCUGCGGCCAUCUGGGCGCCGAGCUGGCGCGGGGGCCUCGCCCCGGCAGGUCUGACUGGUUUCUCUAUGACUGCCGUCUCCUCAGACACGUGGCCCUUGGUGUUUUCUGCUGUGGCGUCUCCGUCUACUUAGCAGCACUGUCCAUCUAUGCCUUGCUGCUCUUUGAGAUCGAGACAGGUGCGGCCGCCGCCUCCAUCCUCGGAGUGGGUGCUCUGGUGCUGGUGGCGGCGCUCACCCACACUCUGCUCCGGGCUGCCCGGGCCACCCGCCGUAGCCUCCAUGAACUGUCUCCACCGCACUUUGAAGACGACCCUGUCCGCCCUGCUGAAGUCUCCAAGGCCAGCCCCAGGGCUCAGCCCCAGCAGGGUACCCACCACCGGACCCCCUACUCAUCCUUCCCAGAAUCUGGGGACCCCUUCAGACCCACGGGCACUGCUACAGCACCUGCAGCCCUGGGGGGAGGCCGGGAGAGCAGCCUGCCUUUACCCCGCAUGCACCGGACUCUGUCUGCUGGCAGGCGGCACUGGGAAGUGGUCACCCACGAGAUGCGCAGCAUGCUGGGCCACCGGCCAGGGGCCUCGGGGAAGGACUCCACACUAGUGUGAACCCAAGGAUCAGAGAUAGUGACCUGGUGUCAGGCCUGCUGCCUGACAGAGAGGUCCAGACUCAACCACAGUAAUAUGACUUGAUUUCUCAGUUCACAGCAUCCCUGGCUUGUGUCCUCAAGGCUGCUUCAUGGCACAAAGCGGCUGCCAGUGCUCUAGCCUUCACCUCCUCCCUCAGAGGGAAAGGCAGAGGCCAAGGGGUGGGGGGCUCAGCAUCUUCUAGAAAUCUUUCUAGGAGGCCUUGGGACCCUCCUGCUUAUAUCUCACUGGCAAAAACAGAGUCACAUGGCCACAUCUCCAGGCAGGAAAGGCUGGGAAAUGUAGCUGUCAGAUGUUAGAGGCAGGAGGGGAGGGUUGGGUUUAAACAGUGAUUCUCUAAAUGUCUCCAUCCGUUUUACAGAUGAGGAAACCGAGGUCCAGAGAGGGGCAGUGACUCACCAGGAGUCCCAUGGCCAGUACUGAGCGUCAGAGUCAGGAUUCGAACCCGGGUUCUCUAACCCCCAUGCUGCUGACAGUGCAAGUCUCAGACUCUGCGACUUCUUCCGGGCUGUGAGCAUUUGAAAUCUGUGUGUGCUGAGCUCAGAGCAGCCCAGGGCCACAGGGGCCCCUGGAGGGCUGGACCCCCUUCUGGCUGUGGGCCCCUGGCCGAGGGCUUUGCUGCGCUGUGUCUCAGUUUCCUUGUCUAUAAAAUGGGGACAGAAGCAGUUCCUCCACCUAGGGCUCCUGUGAGACUCAAUGUAAACCAUUCCAGGUGCCUGUGCACAGUAGGUCCUCAAUACAUGCCAACCUCUGCUGUCAUCAUUCAGGGCCCCUGGUGGCAGGAAAAGGGGGGUUGAUGGCCACUUUCUGGGGCUCAUGAAACUGGCAAGGCUUAGACUGGAUAACUCAGAGCCCCAGAGGGGACGCCUGGGUGGCUCAGAGGUUGAGCAUCUGUCUUCAGCUCAGGGCAUGAUCCCAGGGCCCGGGAUCGAGUCCCACAUCAGGCUCCCUGCAGGGAGCCCGCUUCUCCCUCUGCCUAUGUCUCUGCCUCUCUCUCUGUGUCUCUCAUGAAUAAACAAAUAAAAUCUUAAAAAAACACACAAACAAACUUGGAGCCCUAGGGAUCUCCAGAGGCCCUGGUCCCACUCCCAUCCCACAUGACCUUCACGACCCUCAAAUAAACUCCAACCUUCACUAUCACCUUUGUCACUUGAGCCACAUCCAAACAUGCUGUGUGGUCAAGCCCAGGCCCAGCAUGAUGGGUGGAGUCACAGGAGUGGGAUGUGGAGGCUGAAGUGGGGUACAAGGGUGUACUCUUUAUAGACCCCAGUCGGGGCCCAUGUCCUACAAAUCUCCAUGCAUAUAAAUUUCACUAGGGGUGGGAAUGCCUGGCCUCCACCCUCACCCCAAAUGGACAGAUGUCCCCAGAAUUCUCCCAGUGGGUCCCUUCCUGGGCCAUACAGGCACUCUGAGGCCCAGGGAGAGGAGCAGCUCAGCCACAAAGUGGCUUAAAACCCCCCUGGGGCCUUUUCUAAUGGAGAGAGAGGUAACAGUGCCCAGUGGGGAGGGGGGGCUCCUCUCCUAAAUCUGACCCUGGCAGGGACCCUGCUGAUCCAAUACACCCAGACCCUAGUGGCCCACUGACCCCAAUUCCAGCUGCCUCCUCCCAGAGCCACUGGGAAGCUGCAGAGACCUCUUUGCUGGUGGAAUGAAGUGGAGAGAUAAUACACAUGAACAUCCCAUGUGGCGCCUGACAUGUGGGGCACCCAAUAAGCAUGGGUUCUCGGGGAGCAUAAUAAAUAUCAAUGAAAAAGAUAAAAUAAGAAUAAAUUUUGGGGCAGCCCUUGUGGUCCAGCAGUUUAGUGACCGCCUUUGGCCCAGGGCAUGAUCCUGGAGACCCAGGAUCGAGUCCCGCAUCAGGCUCCCUGCAUGGAGCCUGCUUCUCCCUCUGCCUGUGUCUCUGCCUUCCUCUCUCUCUG